AUGGAGGAGAGAGCUGGUCAGCAAGAAGAGGAGAGACGCAGCCUUCGUCUGGAAAAGCUACAGCACUGGGCGAAGCAUAGGCAGAGUGGGCACCUCCUGGUGCUGGCGUCUCUGGAAGAGGAGAGGUUGAGAGGGGGGAAGGGAAUCCCUGACAGUUCCCCCAAAUGCCCUGCAUCUGGCCUCCAGGUGAGCCAGCUAUGGCUGGCAGUAGCUGUGGUGCCCUUUGCUGUCUCAGUUGCUUGCCUGAACUCUGCUUGUCACAUGGCCACAGCACUGCCGCUUGGGCCUGGAGCAUUGGGACUCCUCACUGGGACUGUUACCCUGGAGCUGCGCAGAGCACCCCGCUUCUGGAAGGUACGGGCCAUGAUGAUAUUCAACACCUGCAAUCUGAUCUUGGGCUUCAUAGCAGUGGUGGUCGAAGUGAUGAAGACAGCCUUGGGGUCUGCCUCAACUGCCCCCUCCCAGGUACUGGUGAAUAAAGGAGAAGGUGGGAGGAUGAGGAGGCAAGAGAAGAUGGAGAAGGAAAAGGGAAUGGGCAAACAGAUACUGGGUCCCCUGGAGCAUCCUCAGCCCUGUCUACCUACAGCUGGCCGGCUUGCUGGUGCUGGAGCUUAGUGCUGAGGCCUUCACCCUAGGAGGAGUGCUG
Messenger RNA from Equus caballus (horse), 646 nucleotides. NCBI's taxonomy places the organism in Eukaryota, Metazoa, Chordata, Mammalia, Perissodactyla, Equidae. The record is from RefSeq and is a predicted model, not a curated record.